AUGACAAUCAAAUUCACUGUGUACAAGGGUUCCAAGGAUGGAAGCAUCCAACAGGCGGAAACCCAGCGAGGCGAUCUCACGCGAGACGACGUGCUUGUUCGGAUUACCCACUCCGGUGUGUGCGGCACGGACAUCCACUACCAGACUACCGACAUGGCCCUCGGUCACGAAGGCACCGGCGUAGUGGAGGCAACAGGGCCCGACGCGCACAUCCUGAAAAAGGGGGACCGAGUGGGCUGGGGAUAUGAACACGACUGUUGCGGUCACUGCAAGCAAUGCCUGACGGGGUGGGAGACGAUGUGCUCGGAGCGGAAAAUGUACGCCGGUGCCGAUCUCGACCAAGGCUCUUUCGGUACACAUGCAGUGUGGCGCGAGGCCUUUUUGUUCAAGAUCCCGGAGAAGCUGAGUAACGAGGACGCGGCUCCCCUGAUGUGUGGCGGGUCAACUGUGUUCAACGCCCUGCACGUCGCGCAGGUUCGUCCGACCGCUCGCGUUGGAAUCGUCGGCGUUGGGGGUCUUGGUCAUCUGGCUAUCCAGUUUGCCGCAAAGAUGGGCUGCCAAGUGGUGGUAUUCUCGGGUACGGAGAACAAAAAGGAAGAAGCAAUGAAGCUAGGUGCCACUGAAUUCUAUGCGACGAAGGGUGCGAAAGAACUCAAAGUUCAGGCCCCUCUGGAUAACCUCCUGGUGACGACCAGCAGUCAACCAGACUGGCAUCUCUAUCUUAGUGUCAUGGCCCCUGGUGGUGUUAUUUCACCCUUAUCUGUCGACGCGAAUGAUCUCCAAAUCCCGUAUAUGCCAUUGCUUGCGACUGGUCUUCGGAUACAAGGCGGCAUCGUUUCUUCAAGGCAGGUUCACCGGGAUAUGCUUGAGUUUGCCGCGCAUCACAACAUCAAGCCCAUCAAAAUGACUUUCCCCCUGGAAUUGAGUGGCGUUGAGCAAAGUUUGAAGACUCUUGCAGAAGGCAAGAUGCGUUAUCGAGGAGUUCUCGUUGCAAAGGCCUAA
Penicillium chermesinum is the source of this 1002-nucleotide messenger RNA. RefSeq names its product NAD(P)-dependent alcohol dehydrogenase. The coding region runs from base 1 to 1002 and encodes 333 amino acids. Gene Ontology annotation, molecular function: zinc ion binding; alcohol dehydrogenase (NADP+) activity. The transcript has a single exon. Gene Ontology annotation, biological process: alcohol metabolic process. The record is from RefSeq and is a predicted model, not a curated record. NCBI's taxonomy places the organism in Eukaryota, Fungi, Ascomycota, Eurotiomycetes, Eurotiales, Aspergillaceae.